Messenger RNA from [Torrubiella] hemipterigena, 1746 nucleotides. Lineage: Eukaryota; Fungi; Ascomycota; Sordariomycetes; Hypocreales; Clavicipitaceae. The record is from the annotation of a GenBank genome assembly.
AUGCAUAUACUCGCCCUCCUAGCACUCUCUGCUUUUUCCUCCGCCACCCGUUCCUGCAGAUGCACAUCGAACGAUUCCUGCUGGCCGUCUGAAAAUGAAUGGAAAUCAUUGAAUACAUCCAUUGACAAUAAUCUUGUCGCCUUACGCCCAUACGGUAGCCCGUGCCACGCCCCAAGCUACAAUGCUACCCUAUGCGCCACAGUCAACAGCAACCCCAACACAAACUCCGUCUUUCGCGCGUCUUUGCCAGCAGCCCUACAGUAUCCCAAUUGGGAAACACUCCCUUCCGCUAAUGAAAGCUGUUUGGUCGGCACAAGCGUGGAUAUCCCUUGUGGUCAGGGUCGAGUGUCUUUGUACUCUGCACUUGUUAAGCAGGCGUCACACGUUCAGGACGCAGUGCGUUUCGCCACGAAGCAUAACCUUCGUCUGGCAAUCCGAAAUACCGGCCACUCCUAUCUUGGAACUUCAUCUGCUCCCGAGUCGCUACAGAUCUUCACUCAUGGACUGAACAGCAUCACCGUUACAGACUCCUUCACUCCGAUUGGGGCACACCAUAGCAGAGGCUCCGCAGUCACCAUUGGCGCAGGUGUGAUGCUUAACGAUUUGUACCAAGUCUUGUCAGAACACAAUGUUCUCGCCGUUGCUGGUUUAUCACCGAGUGUUGGAGCUGCCGGCGGUUAUGUCCAAGGUGCCGGGCAUUCGCCUUUGAGUCCGCUCCUCGGUCUUGCUGCCGACAACGUCCUACAGUUUACCGUUGUCACCGCUCAGGGUGAACUUAUUAUUGCAAACGACUAUCAGAAUGCAGAUCUCUUCUGGGCACUCCGAGGCGGAGGGGGCGGAACCUUUGGGGUAGUCGUUGACGCAACGUUCCAAACAUCCCCCGACAUGCCAGCAUACAUACAAUUUUACAAGCUGGUAACUACCAACGAGACAACAUUUUGGAAUUCUAUCACAAAGUUCCACUCGCUGAUUCCGCAUAUCAACGAUGCUGGUGUUUCCGGCUAUUACUCCCUGAAUCGUCCGUCCACUCCAACGACUGAAUACAUGCUCGGAGGGUUUUUCAUAUUCGCCAACUUUACCCAGGACCAGGCUAACGAUAUGCAGCAUAUUCUGUCGCCGUUGGUAAGCACUCUACAGAAGGAAGUCGGCGAUGGACUAAUUGUCCCUCCGGCCAACUACAGCAACUCCAUGCACACAUUUCUCCGGUACUAUCAGCAAGUGACCCCCGAUCCAACAGGGUUUAUUGACCGAAUCGGAUCCCGCCUCAUCUCAAAGGACUUGCUAAACUCUUACAAUGGGCCCUCGGAACUCACCGCCGCGCUGAAGCACGCCUCCACCGGGACCAUUAGUGUGUUGGGCCACAUUGUAGCGGGCGGUAAGGUAUCGCGCAACAAGAACAUGAAUGCCGUGAAUCCUGCCUGGCGCCGGGCAGCGACUCACCUCGCUCUCUCCUGGUCUUGGCCACUGAAUGCCACCGUCGCCUACCAAGAGGCGGUCACCUCAAACAUCACGCACGAGUGGAUGCCUGUGCUGCGUGACCUAGAACCAGACAUGGGCGCGUACGUUAAUGAGGCCGACGCCGACGAACCAGGCUGGCAAAGGUCGUUCUGGGGCGCAAACUAUUUACGCCUCCGUCAGAUAAAGGCCAAGUGGGAUCCGCUUGACCUGUUCAUAGUGCGGCGUGGCGUCGGCAGUGAGGCCUGGGAUGUGGAGGGCCUGUGUAAGCCGAGCGACUGCCAGAGGUGA